Molecule: messenger RNA, 1445 nt
Organism: Tachysurus vachellii
Lineage: Eukaryota; Metazoa; Chordata; Actinopteri; Siluriformes; Bagridae
Gene: ddt
Product: D-dopachrome tautomerase
Exons: 3
Coding region: 99-455 (118 amino acids)
Molecular function (GO): phenylpyruvate tautomerase activity
Source: RefSeq, a predicted model, not a curated record
UGUGUGGGCGGGACUUCCCCGGUAGACUGUGUCCAGUGUUGAAUACAAACUUAGCUACUUAUUCAAACGAAAAAAAGAAUAAAGUAACAAUCAUAAAUAUGCCGUUCAUCGAUUUAGAGACAAAUUUGCCCGCAAGUAAAUUUUCUGAAGACUUCCUAAAAAAGCUAUGCUCCACCGCAGCGGCUGUUUUGGGAAAACCAGAGGAUAGGAUGAAUCUGGUGGUAAAGCCUGAUCUGCCCCUGCUCAUUGCUGGCUCAUGUUCCCCUGCCGUGUCUCUCAAGGUUUCUGCUAUUGCUGUGACCGACAGUGCAGAUAAGAACAAGGAGCACAGUGCCAAACUCUUCCAGUUCCUUACUCAGGAGCUGGGACUCAGCCAGGAACGCAUCGUGAUCAGGUUCUACCCGCUGGAGCCUUGGCAGGUGGGGAAGAAAGGCACAGUGAUGAGCUUCUUGUAGAGAAACCCACUUUACAUCUACCACCAUGCUGGGAUUAUGUCUAAGGGGAAUUUUUUUACUGCACAAUGUGCGAGAAACACUCAAUUUUUAGCUUAAAAUCUUCAGAAUGGUACUGUAUUUUAUUUUUCAUUCCUCUAAAAAAGAUACUAUGCAGUUUUUAACCUUAUCACCUUCCUGAGUUACGUAUUGUACGUGUGAUUCCCUCAAACAAAAAGAUCCACGUUUCUAUUUACUGAGAAAAGAAAAACAAAUCCGGGGGUACCUUGUCAAUAUUAUUCCCACUACAGCGCUUCUAAAUUCUUAGAUCGUACGUUAGAAGUUGUUGAUGAAUUUGCGAUAACGGCAGUUUUAAAUCAAUCCACUAGUUCUUAUACACAGGAACUUCGUUAGUCAAAUCGUAAUAAGAAACUGAUCGCAAAACCUGCAAUUUAACAUAGACAAGUUUACUCCUUUAUAAAUUUAUUCUAGCCCCAACGGAUUUUAGAAGGCAACAUGGAGAUGACAAAGAAGACUUCCAUAAAUGUAGUUAAUAUUAAAAAACAGUAAUCAUUUCAAUAGUGGCUUUUUAUCAUGCAGUGUGGUCUAAAAUUCAUUUCACUUCUGAUUCAAUAGUCUAGCUGAUCAUGUGAUUACUGGUUAUCGUUUUCUAUUAAUUGAUUCAUGUAGAAUUUGUAAUGAUGAACAGUUUAAAGCAAUGUUUAUACCGAGGAGAGAAAAAGAAGAGCCACACAGACUGAAUUUGAGAGAGAGAGAGCGAGAGAGAUGGCUGCAGACAAAAGUAUUAGCUUGGAAAUGCUGAAUUUUCUUAUUUUCUUUUCUUUUUUCAAAGAAUUUUACUGACUUUUCUCGUAUUGUACCUUUUUAUUCUUUCGAAAUUUACUGUAAUUCUGCACCAUGAAAUAGUUUUGUUAAAUCGGUUCUUUUGAAUAAAUGAUUUCUUAAAAGAAAACUUGCCCAAAAAUAUAACAUUAAUAAAGUCACCUAAACUGC